UUGUUUCUUCAAGUAACGACUCGAGAUUGUCGGUUAACUUUUUUGAUGCAAUUAAAAGGAGAAUUAUUCCAUCUCCUAUUCAAAUGAUAGACGCAAUGAACAAUCCAAUUCAAAAAUCAAUGAUUAUUAAAGUUAUUUUAAUUAUUUUAAAUCUUAAAAUAAUUAACAGUACACUAAUCAACUUUAUUUGCUUCUGUUACGUUUAUCUGUAUUAAAUGGAAGAGGAGAAAAACAAAAAUUAGAUGGAAAAUGCCUUUCACUUCUCAAGGAAGUCAAUCGGAUAAUUGAAGUAAACAAAAUGUUUUAAAUUAUCAAAAUAUUUUAAAACUCUGAUAAAAGAAUGAGCCAAUAGUUAUUCGCUUGAAUUACUCGCCUUCUCGUAGUCUUUUCAUUCGUGAUCUUGAAUCAUUACUUAAAACUCGUGCAUCACGUGGUCAACGUGGAUCUUAUUAUGAAAAUAAUAUGUCUACAUUUCGUUUUAUGUCAAUGACUGCUAUAAUAAUGGAAGAAUCACGUGAAUAUAACAGUUUUAAUUUAAUGGUCGAUCUUGGCUCAACACUUGGACUUUAUUUUGGACUAACAAUCUUAACAAUUUUUGAAUUUAUAAUUUUUAUUCUUUAUCGUUCUGCGUCUCAUAACCCAGCAGAAGUACAAAAACCUCCACCGGAAUCAGUUAUUUACAACAUUCCUCUUAAAACUAACAUAAACAAAAAAGAAUUAAGACAAAGAAAGAAAAAGAAAAAUUAUAUAAUACCUAUAAUUUCUUAA
Meloidogyne enterolobii is the source of this 768-nucleotide messenger RNA. The record is from the annotation of a GenBank genome assembly. NCBI's taxonomy places the organism in Eukaryota, Metazoa, Nematoda, Chromadorea, Rhabditida, Meloidogynidae.